UACCACUUAACUCUUUUACUGAACACCAUCAUUAGAAACAGUAAUUAAAGACUUUACACUCUUGUGAAGCAUGCUUUUUAGUGUGUCUGAUGGAGUUGACACAAAUCAGAGUAGAUAUAAGUUAUGAAGUGAAUAAAUGUCAAUGUUCAGAAAAAGCGUUUUUUAUAAAAACCUGUUCCCUUACAUGGUUCAUUUGCUGAGACCUUUGUCUACAAAUAUCCAUUUCAAAUGAAUAUUGUAUUUAAAAAAAAUUAUUAUGCAGGUCAACUGUGCAAUUAUAUGGGGCCUUAUUGUGCACUUUUUAAUGCACAACACAUUCUCAACUGGAGACAGUUUAGGACUGCAGUCAGGCCAGUCUAGCACCAGCACUCUCUACGCAGCCAUACACUUGUAAUCUGGGCAGGAUGUAAAUCCGGUCAGUAUAUAUAAAACAUCAAAUAAUGUGUUGUAGUGCUUUCCAUAUAGCACAGGGUGAAUAGAAUUUACAAAUCAAUUAUUUUUGUUUUUAUUUGCAUUUUCCAUACUGUCCCCACUUUUCAGAAUUGUGGUUGUAAAUGAAUGCAUUUUAACUCUACAUUCCACUAGAGAGAGAAAAAAAAAGCUUGGUGUAAAUUUUCUGUUGGAGCGAUCAAAGUGACUAACACACACACACACACAAACACACACAAAAAAUCACUUUUUCACAUAACACGCUGGCCUCUUCAUUUCAGCCUCUGCAUAUAAUCCUGCCACUUUACAUGUUACAUGCUUGGAAUAUAAUGUUUAAAUUCAUGGGAAUACUUGAGUCUGCAUCAUAUUUACAUGUUUUCCUGUUGAAUUAUUCACAGAUGAGUGGCAGAGAUUUCCGUGCUUUCAUCACGAGCCGCUGCUCUGAAGAAACAGAAAAGUUGACUUGGAGAACACAAGUGGAUCUGGGCAGCUCAAAGUGUAAACUGACCCAAUAUGAGCAACUGCAGGCCAUGCUGGAGGCCAAACGUCUCUCUUCUCAGCGAAGUGAACAGAAGGUGCAGCAGGUGUUGUGUGCUGCUCAGGUGAUGAAGGAGAAGAGUGUUCUGAGACAGCACAAACAGGUGUGGAUCCAAGAGCAUCAUAGACUCAACACAGCCAGAUAUAAAGCUGAGGAAGACUUUCAAAGUUUUCUUCGUGAAGUUGGGUUUGAACAUGGAGCAGACACAGGUGUCCCAUCUGAGCUGCUGGAAGAUGAGUUGAAUUUAGAACAGGAGCGUGAGGCGUUUCGAUUGGCUACAGUGGAACCUGUUCAUCAGCUGAGAGAUGAUCUACAGUACAGACUGACAUCACACUGCACAACAGCCAAUCAUAGCAGUGAGCUGCAGGAUGUCCUACAACAGGUUGUGUCUGUGAGACAGCAGCAGGAGGAGGUGAUGCUCAGACUGCAGUGUGAAUGUGUCGCUCUACAGCAGGAGAUCUCCGGUACUCAACUCAAGGAGCGGCUGCUUUCUGCUGUGAUGGGAGAUCCUGUAUCAGAUCUGGAGAAGAUUCCAAAAGAGAUCAUCACAGCAGACUGUCCGUAUCCUGACCUCAGAUCAGAUCUGAUCAACAGCUUCAUCUCUCUCACUGACAAAUAUAAACACAGACUACAGACAGUGCAGGACAGACUGCAGGGCAUGGACAGGAAUUGUGGCUGGAAUGAGGUGGAUCACGAGUUUUUCAAGCACAUAGUGAGUCAGUAUUCUCCAGCCCUUAGGAACCAGCACGCGCUCUGCACAAACAUGCUCCAGAGAGCGCUGCCACAUAUAAGCCCUCAGGAACUGGCUGCACAUGAGCGCUGCAAUGACUGGUAUCAUUUCAGCGUGGCUCAGAGGCAUCUUAUACUGCAGGGCUGGCAGCGGGACCAUUCUGAGCUGCUCCUGAGGGCCUUGAGCGUGCUGGACGAGUCCAGAAUCAAUCAUCUACAGCAGCAGGAGCUUCAGAAGCAGCGCUUACACCAGCACAAUAUCUGCCUGCAGCUUAGAGAGAAGCUGCAGAAGUGGCGCAAUCAGCAGGAUGAGGCUGUGGAGUUGGAGGCUGCUCUCGCUGCACGCCACUACAGAGAAGAAGAAGAAAGACUGAAGAAACAACAGCACAUAGAGAAGAGUAGAAGAGCUCGACUGACACAACAGGUGAAUAAGUUUCAUGAAGAGCAGCAGAGGAGAAGAGAGGAGCAGAGAAUGAGAGACAUGGAGAGACUUGCUGAACUGAGGAAAGAGAUGGAAGAACAGAUGAAGAGAGAUAAAGAGAAGGUGAAGUUCAGAGAAGAACUGUUACAGCAGAAAAUACAGCAGCGAGAGGCUAAAGAAAAGCAAAAAAAGAAGGAGGAGGAUGAGAGAGAGGAGAGACUACAGGCCUUACGCAACCAGGUCUGUAAAGUAGCUGAGGCCGACCCAGAGAGGAUGAUGGGAGAGACAGCAGCGUGGAGAGUACGACAACACUCUGAUGAAGUGUUUCCACUGCAAAGACCACUGUACCAGCUAAACACAUACACUGAUACACAGAUUGUGUCUGAUCCAAGAUUGCGUGUUGAACAGGCUCUCAGAAGCGCAGGUCUGCACGACACUGUCUACGCCAGACACAUCCUGUCUGAGAUCCAACCUCUAAAACCACCCAGACGAGACAUGGAGUCCACCGUCUUCAGAUCCUAACCACAUCACCUUAUUAAAUAUUCACGAGCAUUUAUUAUACAUAAUCAUAGUUAUAUAAGCAUGUUCAGAGACAGUGAGGAAAGCACUCUAUCCACAUUAAAAUGCACAAUUCAUUUUGACACUAAGUAACUUGAAUCCAACAGGAAUUGUGUAAAAAUGUUGAAUUAAAGGAAUCAUAUCAUACUAAUGUUUUUUCUCCCUGAGGCUUAUAAUGUUAGUCAUUUUUGCAGCAAAACAUAAUAUAAUUUUUCAUGACCAUUGUCUACCCUUUCUCUGACUCUUAGAAAUUUUGGCUGCUGUACCUUUAAGACUUCUAUGUAAACAGCCUCUUUGCAUGUGAAAUGCAUAAGCUAUUUUAUCUCAAAAGAUCAAGAAAAAUCUGAAUAUAAAACAUCCAUAAUGGGUGAGGAAAUAGAAAGAGCUGAUCAUUUGGCAUCUCAUCGUCCUAUAGUUAAAGUUAAACAAAGAUGCCAGAGAUUUUGCCAUGAAUAUUAUAAGCAGUCUAACGAGUCUGUCAAUGUUUUACAUUGGACUGUUUUAUUUUUACUCAAAUCAGUAAAUCAGUAAUAAAACAAUGAAAA
Molecule: messenger RNA, 3220 nt
Organism: Myxocyprinus asiaticus (Chinese sucker)
Lineage: Eukaryota; Metazoa; Chordata; Actinopteri; Cypriniformes; Catostomidae
Product: coiled-coil domain-containing protein 148-like
Exons: 14
Coding region: 738-2639 (633 amino acids)
Source: RefSeq, a predicted model, not a curated record